Bombus terrestris (buff-tailed bumblebee) is the source of this 11458-nucleotide messenger RNA. RefSeq names its product tensin-1 (gene by). Gene Ontology annotation, molecular function: protein binding. Lineage: Eukaryota; Metazoa; Arthropoda; Insecta; Hymenoptera; Apidae. The record is from RefSeq and is a predicted model, not a curated record. Bases 5287 to 9930 code for a protein of 1547 amino acids. The transcript is spliced from 19 exons.
GAUCGAGAAUUCAGUGUUCGGUCUCCCGUGAUGAAUCACUCUGACGAAGUUACGAUUUGUUUCUCUUUUCAACCUCAUCGACCAUUGUUAAGCGAAGAUUCGAAUUUUUGAUAAGAUACACGCUGUUGAAAGUAGCGUAGAUUCAUGUGUGAUGAUAUUGGUGGAAUUGGAUAAAACGGCUUAGUCACUUCUAGCAGAUUAAAGUAUACUGCGUAAUCUGCCUGACUAAUUUGCAAUCUUGACGUCUCGGACCUUGUCGUAGGUACUUUAGGUUCUUGUAAAGUAAUUCAACUGUAACCCAUUAAGGGUUUAGAUCGUUGCAAUUUAAUAUUGUUUUUUUUAAGGUACGAGAAAUUUAUGAAAAUAAUCAGAGAGAAAAAUUUCUAUGUUUUAAAAAGAAAUAAUUUAUCAUAGUAUUCUUCAUAUCAUACAUAGGUAUUCUUAAACUUUUUCAAACUGCAUAAGAUAUAUUGAAUAAAUCCUCUCAUACCUGUAACGUUAGAAAGCAGUACUUGUGAUGCAAAUUGUCCAAGAGAACAAAUAUCGUAAAUGGAGCGUCAAGUUGUGGCAACGUUGAAUAUGAUGUGUUAUUCGCUUCGACACUAGUAGGUUCUACAUUUUCCAAUGAGUUUUUUUAACCUCGUAAAUCGCGCGACCUUGUCAAGAAAGACGCGCGUAAAUUUACAAUGAUCGUCGGGCACGCGUGGUCAGAGAUUCCAAAAUUAUCUUAGAAUCUAAUGCGUCACGUACCAUUAAUGUUAGAACCUUCAGGCUAGCGAAAACAACCAAUUUAUAAUUUUUCGUAUACCACGGAAAUAUUCGAACACUUACCACAGAACAUUUCUAUGAAUAUGCUAUGCACGUUAUAUAAAACCUCGCGAUAUUUAAUUAACAGCGUAAUACGACACGACUGUCAUAAUCGCAGUGGGAAAAUUUCAAGCCAAUUUACCGCAAGUGUUAUAAUAUUUAAGGAAGUGUUAGGAUUUAUAAUGCUGGCUUUUUUAGACAUUUCCAUUAUCUUUCAUAAAACAGAGGAGGCCCCCUCAUUGUACAUUCUUUUUCAUAUAGCUCCAUUCUAAUUCCCUUCUCAGCCGUCACUAAUUCCAGUGUUAAAAUGGCUGAAGCAGACAUCUACGUUUCAAAGUAGAAACUUGUAUGUGGGGAAACGUUCGAUUCUGCUUUCGGUGGCAGACAACGUAUACUUCCACGUCGAUGUUUAUUCACCGCACGACGCGUGCAGAUGCUCGCAGCGCGCGUGUUACGAAACUCUCGAUUGUUCCUCGGCGGCCCGCGUCGAUUUCGCAACGAACCGACGACACGAAAUAAAAGUUGCCGCUGUGUUGCUCGUUAAAAAGCCACACGGCGAUAUUGUUUUAUCGGGGAAACGUGGGUGCCCGCGGUGGCACGAUAACGUCGUGAGAAACGGGUUAUAGCACGCAAGGCGCGCGCAGGUGAAGCCAGCGUAUCGUGAAACGAAGCCAAACGAUCGGUUCCUGGCUCUGCUUUGCCGAGAGAGGAGGAAGAAGAGCCACCACCACGUCGACCCGGGUAACCUGAAUUUCUUGCAGAAGGGACAAAGCCGUUGUCACCGAGAACAAACGGCGUCCAACGGUUAAAUUAGAACCGUACACGAGAUCUCGCGAGCUUUUCAGCCGCCGGUGCAAUCUCGAUCUCUGCCGAGCGAGAGGUCGUUUAUCCUCCCUCGAGCUAUGCGGCCAAGAGAUGUCCGGCUUCGUUCUCACGUGGAUCUCUUUGCGAGUUUAGAACGUACAAAUGCCGUCGUUGCAAGACGAUCAAAAAACCCAGAAGAAUUUUCACCGUUAAAUAUUAUGGGUUCGCUCGGAAUCCUUUUCUUGAGUCAGGGGGUAUAAGGUUCAAAGUGAUUUUAGGAGCGAAGCCUGUGAAAUUUGAUAUGAGAAAUUCGCAGCUGGUGUUUGAUGGUCUAAUGAUCGUGAUUGGUAGCUAGGAAAGUAAAGAAUUUUUUAAAGCGUAUUGUUUCUGGAGAAGAUCGAGGAAAGUAAUCUAUAUAUAUUCUGCAUUGUAUCGAGAAAGUCGAGUUUCCUUCGAAUUGGUUAAAAUUACCGGAAUCUUUUUAGGGUAGGGAAUCAUAAGUUUCAACUGUUUUCUGUGGUGAAACCCGACUGUAAAAUUUUAUACGAGAAAGGGGCUGGUAUUUGAUGAUCUAAUGAUUAUAGUUGGUGGAAGAAAAUACAGAACUUUUUAAAGGAUACUGUUCUUUGGUAUUGGAAAAAAAAGUAUUGUAGAAAGUAACCAAUAUUAUAUCGAUGUAAGAUCGAAGUUCCCUUCAAACUCUUCGGAAGUUACGAAUUUCUCGAGACCAAAGAAUUACAAGUCUGAACGUUUUUCAUAGCAAAUCUUGAUUAUGAAACGCGAUAUGAAGAAAUUUCAAAGUGACAUUUGGUAGACGAAUGAUCAUGGCCGACUAUAGAGAAAACAGUGAAUCUUUGAAAAAGUAAUUUGUCUCCGGUAUCAAAGAAGAGGUUGAAAGAAAUGAUGCACGUUGUGUCAAAAGAUGAAAGUUUCCCUCGAGAAGCUUGCGCGACAAAUAGAAAUUCGACAAAACGAUCUAGAAGCGGAACUAAAAGUAGAACAUCCUACUCAAAAUGAAAUAGCUGGCUGUGCUCUCCAGACAGCUCGAUAUCAUCGAAGAGUGUCUGUCCAGGACUGAAAGUUUCCGUUUAAAGUGCGGUGGGCAAUAUAAAGAAUUCCACGAAUUCCUGGACGAAUUUCUUUCGUUCCUGCGUGUGUGGUGCAGCUUGGUUCGAUCAUUUAUUUGUCUAUACUCACGGACAGAUUGGAGAAUUUACGAGACAGAUUAACGAUACCGCAGAAAGUAUCUCCGGAUAGAUCGAUAAGAAUCUCCGAACGAGAAUCGGUCAGCUCGAACUCGUGAGAAUCUCGAUCAUACCGAUUUCUCCGGUGUCAUUGAGAAACCAUACACGUUUUAUACGCCGUCCUCGGUAUCAAUGGCUGGCAGAUCGAAAUCCAGUACCGGUCUGAAAUACGAGAUGCCACCGGCGGAAGUUACCGGUCUAAGGGAGGAGAGAGAAAGAGAGGGAAAAGGGUGGGAAGAAAAGACUGGUAAUUUCGCGUGGGCGUUGAGACCAGUUACGUUGGAAGGCUGACAGGGUCUCCAAAUAGCAGAUUGGAUCGAACGCUUGGAAUUCCCCGGUGAGGGAUCGAUCCAAUUUAAUUAAACUCUUGCCGAAUUCCCGGACACCUCGCUCUUACACGACAAUGGAGUUACGCACAUAAUCCCUCGAUCAUCGUUUCGCCUUCUCGCUCAGCCAAUUCUUCUUUGCGUCUGCAAUACGUUAUAUUGAGUGGAAGUUUACGAAGAUCUUAUUCUUUCUGGAUGAUAAGAUUGUUACACGCUCGAAUUACACACAUAAUCCUUCACCUUCGCACGAGUUCAUAUUUCCAUUAUUAUUAUUAUUCCAUCUAUUAUUAUUAUCAUGGCGAUAAUAAGAUUAUUGUAUACGUGUUGUACAUAUAAUCUGUCGUUUCAUAUUUAUAUUAGUUCAUCUUGUUUCAUAUCUACAAUUUGUUGGAAUUGUGGAUAGUUUUCGAAAAUCCGAAUCUUCGACAAAUAAAAUUAUUGUACUCAUAUCGUGCACAAAACUUAUCCAUUCUUUUCCACGUUUAUGAAAAAUUCUUAAAGAUCUCUUUCGUCGACGACGAUGGAAUUAUUGCGUUCGUGUUACACGCUGAUACUUCUUCGAUUAUCGUUCACAUCUCCUCCGCAGUCUAUUUCUCCACCACCUCUACAAUUGGUGGUAAAAAUUCCCGAAUAUUUCGUUCUCCAACAACGAUAGUUGUCGCGUUCGAUGUAUGUAUUGCCUCGAUCAUAGUUUUAUCAUGGCGCAAGAUCAUUUUUCUUCCGCCUCUACAAUUCAUCGUGUUCAUGAAAAAUUCUCGAAGAUCUCAUUCUUCGAUGACAAUAAGACCAUCGCGAUCGUGUUCGCGUUAUGCAUAUGAUCUCCCGAUCAUCGUUUCGUAUUCUCACGAGCGUAUAUUUCUUCUGCCUCUAUAUAUUACCAUGAAUAUUCCAGAAUAAUUUGUUCUUCAAUGACAGUAGAAUGGUCGCUUUCGACUUAUAAAAAAUAUAAUCUCUCGAUUAUGUUCUCAUUACGUCUAUGAUUCGUGGGAUAAAAAAUUCUAGCAGACUUCACUUUCUUCGUCGGAAAUAGGAUUGUCACGUUACGCGCAUAAUCUCCCAAGUACUAUCGUUCCACUUUCUCACGAGUCUAUUUUCCCCGCCUUUGCGAUUCAUCGUGAAAUUACUAAAUAUUUUAUCCUCCAGUAACGAUGCAGGUAUCGAAUUUAAUUUACACGCGUAAGUCCUAUCAAUCAUCGCUUUGUUCUCACACAAAUCCAUCAUCUUUUUCUGUACGAUACCUGAUGUUCGCCAAGAAUUCAGGAAAGUUUCGAUUCCUUCGAUAACAAUAAGAUUAUUACAUUCGUAUUACGCGUAUAAUCUUCCGAUCAUCCUUUCAUCUCCUUGUAACUCCAUUUUACCUGUAUUAUUCACGUUCAUGUAAAAUCUGCAGAUCAUCGAAUACUUGGAUUAGAUCGGCACUCGGCGUUUGUGCUUCGUCAGAGCGUUUUCAUCGGGAGGUAAAAGCGGCCGUUUCACGGCGAAAGAGGACACGCGGCGAAUCGAUAUCUCUUUCGCAAGGACCUGCUGGCCUAUCUGCGCGAAGUCACGCGAAUUUAGGGCGUGGAAUUGCGGACGAGCGAAAAAUUGCGAUGCAACUGCCUCUUCGAGCCCCUGACAUGUUCGUCAAGGACGGAAUAUAAUUCGUCGUGCUCGCGUUUCAGCGGCGACGAUUGGUCACAUCCGUCGAUUUCGUUUGCAGAAUCCAUCGUGACGCGUUCCGUCGUCGAUGCGACGUUUCGUUAAUUAUUAUCGAGCCAAUUCGUGGAUCGAACAGAGAAGGGAGAGCCAGUGACACGAGACCAGUCGACGCGACUAUGUCGACUCGAACGAAAAGCGCAGACCGAUCGUGCGAUACGGGCAUUAGCUUGCGACCUUCUGUCGCAUUUUUCGCCUCGCGUCAUCGACUAUUUGUGUAUCUAAAAAGAAGUAGCGAGUUCUGAGAGCGCGACAGAGAGGUCUACACGGAAAAAAAGAAGAAGCGGAGAACAACAGUGGCUGUUAAAGAAGGCUUGUAAAGAAGUUCCGUCUCGUCUUGGUUCGAGAUCGAGCGGGCUGAGUAAUUCGGUUGGCUUCUGGGCAAGUUCGAUGCGAGGAAUGCUCGCGGGAUGAAGGCAAAGCUGUCACGAAAAGAGCUGGAUCAUCUCUUUAGCGAGCAUAAUGGAGGUUAUGAAGCACAGCCGAAGAAUGUUAACACCAUUUCGAGAAGCAAACAACACCAGAUACAGACGUCCUUGUCGGCGACGGCACCUGCAAGGACGCCGGGCGUCGGCGCGGACGCGACGACGACAGGACCAGGAAAAGGUGGAGGUCGUGUUACAGAAGUAAUGGAGCUUUGUUACGUCACCGAAAGAAUCAUUGCGCUCUGGUACAGGGAGGAUGCGCAGGGCGUCCUUGAACAUGCUACCGCACUUCUGCGAGGAAAGCACGGUGAUAAUUAUAUGAUAUUCAAUUUGUCAUCGCCGGGUCGUACCGGGGAGCCAAAUACCAGGGAAGCAGGAUGGCCGCAGGGUCUGGCACCCAGUUUGGAAAGACUGUGCGCCCUAUGCAAGGAGCUGGACUCCUGGCUGAACGGUGCUUCGAAUCGCGUGGUCGUUCUCCACGCCAGGGGAAGCAAAGAACGAUUGGGUGUGGCUGUGUCCGCGUACAUGAACUACAGUAGCAUCUGCGGCGGACGUGAUCAGGCGUUGGACAGGUUCGCUAUGAGAAGAUUCCUCGACGACAAAAUUGGUUCCCUGCAGGUUCCCUCACAUCGAAGGUACAUCAAGUAUUUCAGCGGACUUCUGUCAGGUUCCUUGAGGAUCAGUCAAUCUCCACUUUAUUUAACGCAUCUCACCGUUCUGGGCGUUCCACUCUUCGAGCCUACAGGUUGCCGAGCAUUCCUCAAGGUCUACGAAGGCCUGACACCAGUCUACACCUCGGAUCUCUAUUCCGUUACAAACGCUCGCGAGUUCACCGUAAAUCUCGGAGGUCUUCGUCUUAGGGGAGACAUUCUGGUGAAAUGUUACCACAGGGUGUACUCGAAGCAGAGCCGGGAAGUGAUGUUCUCCCUGCAGUUCCAUACCUGUGUAAUAACGGAGAACGUGGUGUCGUUUCCUCGAUCGGAACUGGACGUGGCCUGCGACGACCCACGAUGUCCUCCGGACAGCGUGGUGACUUUGUACUUCGCCACCGACGCCAAGCGUCAAGAUGGGCCCAUACCGGCGCCAACACCAGCAGUACCGCAUGCUUCCGCUCAUAACGAUCCCAUCCUGCACUGGGACAGCUACACGAAUCUCGAAAUCAGCGACGACGAAGGACGGGAAACACCAUUAUCACCGCCACCACCUUCGAGUUCCUCGGUUCAAACAUCGCCUCGCGGAUUGGGUUACACUUGCGGUCCCAUAGAUGGAUCUCUGUACGCUGUGGUACACCAGGGUGCUGCCGGUGGUGCCCGUGGCUCACCAUUGACAGUUUCCAUGGACAGCGGCAUCAGCAGUGCUCCACCACAACGACCUAGUCCACCGGAACCAGAGCCGGAUAACCAGGCUCAUGGUGAUCUUGAUAAACUUCUCCAUGAUAUGAUGCUUACUGUUGAGUCGAUGCCAGAUCCUCCGUCAGAUGAGUAUAGAACAGACAGAAGCGAGAAGAUGUACAUUCAGGAAACCCGCAGCUACAGCAGCCACACAAGUAGUCAUUCCCCAUCGACUUAUUCCACGUUGAAAGAUUCGUACAGGAACUACAGCACCGCGAAAGAAUCCAGUCCGCCAUAUAACUCGAGCAGCAGUUACAGCACCCUGAAGAACGAGUACCGAGAACCAACAAAAAUUGAACAUCGAAGGGAGGAAUUCGAAUAUCGUAUGUCACCUGAUCGAAAAAUUUCUGAUACCUCCACGGACACGUACAGAAAACACGCGGACUCAUUUUCACCACCUGGAAAUAUCGAUUAUAUCGACGAAGACAUCCCCUAUCACGCGAGACAAACGAGUCAACCAUUCUCGUACGGUGCCACGUCGGACAUGAUUAAACAUCAAAAACUAUCGUCGCCUUCUUUGGUCAGAAAGGCGUCUGUACGAGGUACGGCGCCUGUGGUGGAUUUCGAAGAUAUUUUAGGAGAGAAUUCGAGGAGACCUCUCAGCCCUUUGAGUCCAAACACGCCGGACCCUCCGCCAGAAUUCGCCAACGGUCCCGCAAAGAGCAGUUCGGAUCACGUGGAUGGAUUAUCAUGGUUGAGGCAGCAGCAAUUGAAACUUGCCGCGAGAAGGGAUGAAAGGAACCCGGGGAAACUUUGGCGGCAGGAAACUGGAAAUCGUGUGAUCGGCGAGCUGAGAAGCUUACAGAGAGGUAGAUUGAGGCACGACGGGUACGCUAGCGAUUCUGCGGUGCUCGAUGACGAUGACGAUACGUGGGUUGUUCAUUCUACUUCCGGACAGACGCAAUCAAGGCCGGCACCUUACACAUCCGCUCCAGCAAGUCCUCUGCUUCCGCAACGAUCCAGCAGCCGGAAGUACAAUGGUACGAUCGGAACCGGUACCCUAGGAAGACCACGAGCAGAGAGCGUGAACGAACGUCCAUUCAUGUCCGUGAAACGCGCUUACGAAUAUCGCAAAUACGGCGACAGUCAGAGCCCUCCAACAUCCCCUCGCUCAGGCUUAGCAAGCACGCAACCCUUAGGAUUAGCAAUGCAGCAACAAGCAACGUUCAUUAGUACGGACAAGCCUCAGCCACCACGACCAGAGUCUCGUAGCGAUAGUUUUGCUCGCGCUGACGCUCUGUUGCGCGAGCACCGACAGCAACAGCAGCAACUGGCCGCCAGCAACGUUCACAUGGACCAGAAACAAUCGGCGAGUCCAGAUUUCGUCUCGACUCUGACUCGAAAUUCUCGGCCAGAGUCGCGAAAUCAAGUCGUGACUUGUCAAAGUAUCAGCAGAACCACGGUGACCAGCAACGACAGGACCACCGACCACGUGGACGCAGGAUUGUUGACCAUGGUCGAUCAGCAAUCGAACACACCGAACAAUCCAGACCCUCUCGUGAGCCUCAUUCAAUCACUGGCUGAAAUUUCGCCCAUUCGCUCACCUCAAUCGAUGACUAACAAGUCAGACAUGAACGAUCAUCACACGAGCAUCAGCGCAGCAACCACGACAACUGCGAGGAGCAACAUUGUUAACCUUGCCAGCACUAAUUGCUCCCCUAACCAGUCGCCCAAAGCAUGGCAGAAUUGCACCCAGUCGCACAAUGACUCUGCUUCAUCGUGGACCGAGAGGAGCGUCAGUCCCGGAAGUACGGUGGUCAACAGCGCGUCAAGGCCGCAAACUCCGGCGUUUCCGGUACAUCCUCGAACCCCGUACGUGAAUAAUUCCUCGCCUACGGUUACGUUCGCGGCUGAUCGCUCCUAUAGCACGAACACAAGUUACAACGUGAACAACAACAACAAUAACGUGCACAACGUGGAAUCAACCGGGAACAAUAAUAACAACAUCGGGAAUUAUGGCAGCGAACGAACGAUCUACAUCGAAGAACGAAGAGAAGUCUCGAAGGAGACGGGACUUCCACCCAAGAGUCCGACAACACAGAGACGCUUGAGUUUCCCGGCAAGCGGGCCACUUAAACAAACGCAUAACAAACGAUGGCCGCUCACUAACCAAUCGGCGUCGUUCGACUAUAGCAAGGACCGAUCUGUUUCUCCGAUAAACGAGCCAACGAUGCAACAACAAUCGCAAGCUGUCUCGCGCAGCCCUGGUACUCCGACUCACAUUGAAUUUGCCCAAAGUCCGAAGAGUGCCACAUCGUACACAUCCAUAAACAGUGGUGGCCAGUCAUCUCCUCAGAUCCAGUAUUACGGUUCAAGACGAUCCAGUGUACAUUCGAACACCGAGCCGCAAGAAGUGGCCGAUGUCAACGUAAAAUUUGUGCGCGACACCAGCAGGAUCUGGUACAAGCCCAACAUAUCUCGAGAGCAAGCAAUCUCAAUGCUGAAGGAUGCAGCGCCAGGAACAUUCGUCGUUCGAGAUAGCAAUUCCUUCCCAGGAGCCUUUGGACUCGCUCUGAAGGUAGCAACUCCGCCUCCAAGUGCACCAAGUAGUCCCAAAGACCCGUCUAGCGAGUUAGUCAGGCACUUUUUGAUCGAGCCUACAUCCAGAGGUGUUAGAUUAAAGGGAUGUGCCAACGAGCCAGUCUUCAGCUCGUUAUCGGCGUUGGUUUAUCAACACAGUUUGAUGGCGAUGGCUCUACCUUGCCAGCUGUUGCUACCAGAACCGGAAGCUGCAGCCAGAGCUCUCGAUUCACCUGGCACGAAUAGCACACAGCAACUGCUUGCACAGGGUGCAGCCUGUAAUGUUUUAUACCUUUUCACCAUGGACACGGAAUCACUGACGGGUCCUCAGGCCAUCAAAAAGGCAGUCACGACAAUGUUCGAGCAGAAGCCACUGCCUACAGCGACUAUCGUCCAUUUCAAAGUUUCAACGCAGGGAAUAACUUUGACGGAUAACGCGCGGAAGCUUUUCUUCCGUAGGCAUUAUCCCACGAAUAAUAUCAGCUACUGCGGCUUAGACACGGAGGAACGCACUUGGGACUUCGCCAGCGAGGAAACUGGCCGCUCAGUCAGUGCCCAUCGAUGCUUCGGAUUCGUCGCUAGAAAACCGGCGCACAAAUCGGACAACCAAUGCCACGUGUUCGCGGAGCUAGAACCAGAACAACCAGCCACGGCCAUAGUGAAUUUCGUGAACAAGGUCAUGAUGGGCAACUCCAUAGCCAAGGCCAACAUCGUAUAAAUUGUUUUAUUCGUCGCGCACGUCCUCCAGAAUGCUUGAAUAACGGUUUCAUCUGCGAAACGCGGACAGAAAGUCGACGAAGACAAGAUAGAAGCGAUUCAUCAUGAAGAAUGAAUACGGAUCGAACAUUAUUUACGGAGAAUAAUAGCAAGAUCGUGCUAUUCGAAGGACGUUAGUUGACUAUCGUAAUAGGUCUUCAUGCAUUUCGUGAAGUAGAAUCGAGUCAGUAGAGCAUGAACGUUCUAAGCAAAAAUACAGUAGAAGUUAACGAUAGAGAUUGAAUCGUUAUUGUUCUAAAUGAAGAAGUAUCCAAGUGAAAUGAGAAACUCGGUUCCAUCCUCGUGUCAGUGAUCACGCUAUUCAGAAGAGAAUGUUAUUAACGACGAUCGUUAUUGCUGGUUAUUAUAUUAGAGAAUAGUAAAGUAAUAUAAACUAUAUCGGAGCAAAGUACGAUGACGCGAUUGCAACUUCUCGUUGUGUUACAUUCUAGAAAAGAAAUACGAAGAUUUAACUUAAGAAUAAUUGUAACGAUUAUUCGUCUAUGAUUAACCGUUUUGUACCAGUUUUUUACGUCAAUAAUCGAGAAGCGUUACUGCAUUAAUUAACGUAAACCAUCAUCAAGAGCAACGCAUGCUACACAGAAUUUUCGUUUUCCAUUAAUCGUAUUCGUUGUGAAAGGACGAAGUUACAGGAUAACGACGUUAUACUUUGCUUCCAGCGCGAAACUAUUACACGAACGAUAUGCAAACGAACGUACCGAUAGCUGGUAGGUUAGUUGAUUACGAGUAAUCGAGCGUGCUCUAUGCGCGAAUCUCGAAGAUCGUCGCGCAUUCGAAGCGCAGACUCGCGAGUACGUGUCUUGAUCGUAAAAAAUAUCACACGCAGAAAUAGUUACACGUAUGUAUGUACACUGUUACGAAAAAAUGCAAGAAAACUCAAGAAAAUAGUUGAAUAUCUAUAUACGUUAUUAAUCACGUUAUACUUGGGACUCUCGAGUAAUGUUUAUCGAAGAAAAUGUUACGUCGUUGCGGAACCGUGCCUGUGUAUCGUAGCCCGCGAUGUUCCAAAAGAAAGCAGCGGUUUAACGUUACGAAUAAAACGUUCUAUAAAUAACUGUAAAUAAGUUGAACAGAAAAUAUGAACAGGUAUCGAGAAGAGAAUCGAUGCUUGUUCGCCGGAUGAAGAGAUGAGAAGUCAAGGGAUAAAGUAAUGGGGCGAACGGAAGAAAGAGGAGAGAUCGAUCCUCUAACAGCGUCAACGUGACGGAACAAAAAUAUAAACGAUACUCGAUGAGGAGUAGCGUAUCGAAACGAAACAUCACAUUUUGUUUAAUGACUCCCCGUAGGUUCUUGCCAUUUAUUCGUCCUCGCGAGCGACGUCCUUCGUUUGUGAAAGAAGAAUUCGAGAAUCGACGAAGGAAGAUCCAAUUGGCGGGGACGACGAUAAGCAGUCAAUUAUUACGAAAGAAAUGUUAUAUGUAAUUACGACAAUACCGUGCCACGAGGGGAUUUACGAUAAAAAAGAGAGG